AUGGCAACGUAUUCUCCACCUGCUCCAAUGAUCUUACGUCGCCAGGCUGAUCAUCUAUCUAUCCAGACGGGGGCUGCAGCCGGCAGAACCGAGACGAUGAAAAUCAGUCAGCUCUGGAUAUACCCCAUAAAGUCACUUCGCGGGUGUCAAGUCCCAGCCGCCAUGUUGACACGAGAAGGGUUCUACCUCGACCGGCGCUUCAUGCUCCUCAAGGACCACGGGCAGAGUCCCCCCAAGCUCGAGAACAUGGCCAUCGCCAAGUUCGCACGCAUGUGUCUCUUCCACACCUCGAUCAGAGACGGUACCCUGAUCGUUACCUACCGGCCUCCGGGCUCGUCGAUAUCUGGCAGCUGCGAAGCCGAUAGCAUCGAGAUCCCGCUGGAUCCAGAAUCCUAUGAGGGUUUGAGAAAGAUCCCCGUUGUCAUGCACGGGAGUCCGACGACGGGGUACGAUAUGGGUGAGAGGUACGGGGAAUGGCUCUCGAGACGUUUCGGGUUUAAGGUGAUUCUAGCUUUCUGGGGGGGAAAUCCUCGUCCUGUCCUCGGCAACCUCCCUGUAGGCAAGUCUCCGAAUCUAGGACCGACGCCAAAACACGUCGUCACAGAAAUGUUGAGUGCGGUUCCAUUCAUAGGAGCGAUGCUCCGUCAAGAUGACGAUGAUGACGAUGAUGGAAUUGCUUUCAACGAUUGCGCCCCGUUUCUUGUCAUCAGCGAUACUUCAGUCGCGGACGUCACCACUCGCUUGCCGGCAGACGUAGAGAUGGACCUCACGAAGUUCCGCGCCAAUAUUGUCGUCGCGGGCUCUCCUGAACCGUACGCUGAGGACUACUGGGCUGAGCUUGCGGUUGGAGACGAUGGCUCCCACAUCAUCCUGACGGCCAACUGCGCGAGAUGCAAGAGUCUAAACGUGGAUUAUCACACCGGGGAGAGCGGAACCGGGAGAGAUGGUGAGGUCUUGAAGCUGUUGCAGAGUGACAGGCGAGUCGAUCCAGGAAUGAAGUACAGUCCCAUCUUUGGCCGAUAUGGCUUUGUCGGUAAGGGAGACGUGGGAAAUGUGUUGAAGGUGGGUGAUGGGGUUGUGGUUACGAGGAGGAAUGAGGAGAGGUCGAAGUUCUACUGGCCGGGGAUCUCUACGCCUUGGGAAUGA
Messenger RNA from Drepanopeziza brunnea f. sp. 'multigermtubi' MB_m1, 1146 nucleotides. The record is from RefSeq and is a predicted model, not a curated record. Lineage: Eukaryota; Fungi; Ascomycota; Leotiomycetes; Helotiales; Drepanopezizaceae.